CUGACUGAUAUGUCGGGUGGAUCUGGUAGCCAGCUGCCUGGUGUUUUGUUGUUUCUCUCCAGUCUAUCAGCGUUGGUAGCUACAGCUAUUAGCUUCGUCGGUAUAAGAACGCAUUUGGGUAACUAUCGCAUGCCACUAUUGCAAAGAUUUACAGUUAGAAUACUCGUAAUGGUGCCAGUAUAUUCACUCGCCUCACUUAUAUCACUAUUCUCCCUCGAUGCAGCAUAUUGGAUUGACGUCGGCAGGGAUCUAUACGAAGCUUUCGUCAUUUACUGUUUUUUCAACCUUUUGGUAGAGUAUCUCGGUGGAGAACGACAGCUUAUCAUUUCCUUGAUGGGUAGACAAUCAACGGCACACAUGAUGCCUGUAUCGUUAUUCCAGGAAUCAAUGGAUGUUUCUGACCCAUACAGUUUCCUUUUCUUGAAACGUGGUAUAUUGCAAUACGCAUGGGUGAAACCUCUGCUAGCAAUCCUCACGUUGGUGCUCAAGUUAACCGGGAAGUACGAUGAUGGUCUCAUAGCUUGGAAUACGGGCUACACUUACGUACAACUUAUAUACAAUGCCUCGAUAUGCACUGCACUCUAUUGUCUCGCCAUGUUCUGGGUUACUGUCAACGAUGACCUUAAAGCUUUCCGUCCUGUCCCCAAGUUCUUGUCAGUGAAGGGCAUCCUCUUUGCGACAUUCUGGCAAGGUCUCUUGGUAUCUUUCUUGGUAGCAAUCGGUGCAAUUUCUAAGCUCGGCCCAUAUACAGACCCAGAGCACAUUUCACUAGCCAUUGGGGAUAUAUUGAUAUGUUUUGAGAUGCCAUUUUUCGCAUUACUCCACUUAUUUGCAUUCUCAAGUGAUGAUUAUAUUCCCAAGAAGACGUACCAUUCGUCGAGGUUACCACUGGGAUAUGCGUUCAGAGAUUCAUUCUCUAUGAAAGACGUUUUUAUCGAUUCGAUUCAGACGCUCAAAGGCGUUGGAUUUGAUUAUAAAGAGUUCGAACCUGUUGCUGCUAAUAAGAUACACCAAGGGAAGGCGAGAGAUAGACGUUUAGGUGCUGGUUUGAGGUACUCCGAGAGAGGUACUCAAAAGUAUUGGGUUGGUGGAACGAAUGGAGAAGGAACUUCUCGUCAAGUAAACUACAAUUCGAUAGAUAACAGCAACACACCCAUACAAGCACAUAUGAAUAGGCGGUAUAAUUUUAUUGAUGAUUUAGUGAAAUUGGAGUUUGAUGAUAUAAGCAAUGCUGAAGAAAGAUUAUACACUGAAUCAAGGAGGUUACCGUACGGUGAUUACAACUAUCCAAAUAUAGACGUAUCGCGCGAAGAAGAGACACGCCUACGAAGAGACAUAGAGAAUCAAGUUUUAGCUAACAAGAGUAGCGCAGCCAGUCGGCUUCUAUCGCCAAACCAAUCGCGAGAUAUCGAUGCUGAGCAGAGAGGUCGGGAGGGAGUGCGCACUCGUAAAAGCCUCAGUAAUAUAAAUGAAAGUAUACCCAAUAUUGAAGUUAAUGAGGAGCAUGAAGAUGAUAAUGAAGAUGAUGACAACGAGAAUGACACAACAAUUGCACAAAAUCAUCCAGAAAGUUAUUCGUUUAGUUAUCGAGAACCAAAUCCUUGGGAUUAAGAUAUAUGCAAAAACAAAAUGUAAAAAUGUCUAAUAAAUUGUGGUCUACCUGUUAAAACCUCUCCUCAUUUGAGAAUUUCUCCGGUUUACCGCCAAUUGCUUGUGUUACGCCUGAAUUUUUCAGAAGGUAUGCAUAUUUUGGUUCAAUGAAUAGUGAAUCAGCGUCAGCAUAGAGUUUACCCUCCAAAUCCGUUAUUGAAGCUUGUACGAAGGCUUUCCUACCAUCCAACUUCUUUAACGUGCUUUUGAUGACGACAAAUUGAUCAGCUUUUAGUGGUGCCCUGUAAUUUACUUUGAGAUUUGCAGUAACGCCAAUUUUGUUGGGCAAUGAUAAAAUAGCAGUUCUUGCUAGACUCUCGUCGAAGAGUGUAGCGAUAAGACCACCGUGUGUUAUACCAUCAUGUCCACAAAGUCCUCUGCCAACGUGAAGUGUUAUAAUUGCCUCACUUUCGUCCCAUUUUGAGAAAACAAUAGGUGGUAAUGUCAAUCUGCCGGGAGCACGUAACGCACCUGCAGUUAGGCUAUUAACACGUCUCUCAUCCGGUAAAUUAGCAUAAGGGCGUGACUCGUAGUAUUCAUUAUCAUUGCGUAGUUCUUUUACGUGUUUCAAUUCCUGCAAUUGGGAUUCCAAGUUGGAAGUGAAGGCCGCACCUUCUGGGGUAUGAGAUGGUGGUGCAGGUGGAGAGGGACGUGGAUAUAACAAUGUGAGUAUCGUAGGUGGUGCCAUAGAGCCACUAGCAUAUCCUCCUAAGAAUGCACUGAUUGCACCACCAAUUACCCAAGCAGACGUGCUAACUUUCCGUGGCUUUUGCUGCUCAGUUGAUAGCGUUCUUAGCUGAGUUAUUCUGUGGGUAUUUCUUAUCG
This is a messenger RNA of Wallemia mellicola CBS 633.66, 2475 nucleotides long. RefSeq names its product DUF300-domain-containing protein. The record is from RefSeq and is a predicted model, not a curated record. Lineage: Eukaryota; Fungi; Basidiomycota; Wallemiomycetes; Wallemiales; Wallemiaceae. Bases 10 to 1611 code for a protein of 533 amino acids. Gene Ontology annotation, biological process: transport. Gene Ontology annotation, molecular function: transporter activity. The transcript is spliced from 8 exons.